CCCAACCCUCCAGCUUGCCCUAACCCAGCCCAGCUGUGGGUGUGGCGAGACUUCCUCCGCCCCCUUUUGUGGCCUUCUUUCCCAGGAAUCCUUACAUCCACACGCGCCAGCUUACUUUGAUCAAAAAGGAAGAAGAAAUAAAAACAAAAGAUUCUUUUCCUCCCGAUCACGCACUACCCACCCCCAUCCUCCUGGGAUCUGCUCCUGCUCCCAAAGGUUAUAUUUGUCUACUCUUUCCGCAGAUUUCCCGCUAGGAAGCUAAGCAAAUCUCUCCACCGCACACCCGGAACACCAUGAAUGUAUUCCGCUUCCUAGGAGACAUCUCUCAUCUAUUAGCUAUAAUCAUCUUGCUGCUGAAGAUCUGGAAGACAAGAUCAUGUGCUGGUAAGAAAGAAGGCGUUCCGCUGCUCACUCUCUUACGUGGGAAUGUAAAAUGUUAUUUAUUCCCGGCCUGAAAGUGAUCACAUAACAAUGGGAGACAACCUGUAAUUGACUAGUUUACGCUUGUAAUUUACUCAUGCAAUUACUUACUCUCCUUUCCUUUGAAGGCUGCAAUUGUAUGCACGUUUACCAGGGAGUAAGCCCACCUGGAGCUUACUUCUGAGUAACCUGCCACAGGAUUGCAUAGUGACAACUUAGCUUUAUUUUUUAGCUAUUGGUUUAUUAAAAUUAAGCAAUUUCCCUUUAUUUUUUUCCAGGUUUCUAUUUCAGGAACUGAAAGACAGUCCUGUUGCAAUUCUGUUUUCUUCCUGACUUGGAGAUUUAUGAAAUGUAAUUUUUAAAAAUGUGAUACUGGGUUUUGAUAAUAGAAAAGUUAUUUCUUGCCUGUCGUUGAAACAUCAUGCACAACAAAAUCUGUUUUCAUAAGGAAUGCAGAACCAUAUAGCUGGUUAUUAUUUGUUAAACCUUUCCUUUGCUAAAUAGUUCCUUCUCAAACUACAGACACUUGAGUCUAUGGAUGUUUACUUGAAGUCAUGCCCCACUUUGCUCAGUGAGGAUUACUUUUAGGUAACUGUGCAUAAAUUUUGCAACCUUAAAGAUAUGGAAAUGUCCCCCCUUUAUCAUUUUAAAAGUUUUCAGAUAGUAGAUUUAAACAUCCAUUUCCAUAUCAUCUUAAGAGUUCGUAUAAACUUCAGUAAUUAAGGUACUUUACUAAUGUUGUGAGUUUGCUUUCUCUUGAACGAUGCCCCUGACUCCAUAUAAGGCAGCUUCCUAUGUUCCUAAAUGUGUUUGGGAGUUUUCCUUACAGGAAAAAACAAUGAUUUUGUUAAAGCUGGUGGCUGAUUGUGGAAUAAUUUUUUCUAUGUGUAGGAUCUAUGUAUCUGUGUUGAAUUCAACUUGUCCUUUAAAAGGAGAUCUACCAUUCAUCUUUUAUAGCAAUGCUUUAUACCGGUAACUAAAACAUAGUAUAUGAAGCUUGCUUUUAGGAAAGGUUACCUCCCCUUGCCAAAGUAGCAUAGUUAUCCUGGCCAGGCAUGGGUUAAUUGGCCUUUGGGGUGGGGAAGAAAGCUAUAAUGAGGGGGGAUCAAAGUGGAAGUUUUAAUUUUAUCCUUUGUGGAAUUCAGUGGGGAGAAGCUGGUUGCAUGGAACUUGACAGAGGCUGGAUGAUGACGUGGAAUAUAGUUCAGACUAGACUGGCAAAGUUUAUUAGGUCUCCUCCUCCUGAAAAAAAAGAAUCUGGUUUUCUGGUUGUCUGGGUGGUCUGUAGAGAGUAAAAGGAUUGGGUGGAGGGAAGCCAGAGGCCCUGCACAUGUGUGUAUUUCCUCAGGCCUGAAUAGGAAACUUCCUCCUGCUGGGCAGAACUGGGAAAGGCCGUGGAUUAUAUCAUGCAUUAGGCCCAGUCGGAGAUGCAUCCCAGCACACUACCAUCCUGCCUCUGUGGCUCUUUUGGAUUAUUUUUAUUCUGUGCCUAUGUGUGGUAUGCCUAUGUACAGUGGUACCUCGCAAGACGAAAGAGUUUUCCGUUUUUUGAGUCGUUCCGCAAGACGAAUUUCCCUAUGGGCUUGCUUCACAAGACGAAACGUCUUGCGAGUUCUUGCGAGUUUGUUUCCUUUUUCUUAAAGCCGCUAAGCCGUUAAUAGCCACUAAACCGCUAAUAGCCGUGCUUCGCAAGACGAAAAAACCGCAAGACGAAGAGACUCGCGGAACGGAUUAAUUUCGUCUUGCGAGGCACCACUGUAUUUUUUGUGUUGAGGCUUGAGCGGUUCUGAGGCUGGAUGGUGAAAUCCUGAAGAGUUUGUUUAAUUCUUCAUUAUUUUUUAGUUGAUCCUAAUAAAUAUAUUGAUUACUAUAUUGUUUUUGAGUGUGUGUGUGUGUGUAAAAUUAUUGUGAAUGAACAUGGCUACUUUAAACGUUUGUUAUUUCACAGAACCCUUGUGGUUAUCUGUGAGUUUCACUGCCCUGUGCUUCUCUGUGCAGGGAUUUCUGGGAAGAGCCAAAUUCUUUUUGCCAUUGUCUUCACCACUCGGUACCUAGACCUCUUCACCAACUACAUCUCCUUGUACAACACCUCCAUGAAGGUACUGGCUUCGACCGUGCGUUAGAUGGGACUGGGUGGAAGGAGAGCAUAACAGGCUUGGAUGAAGUGUGGGUCUGGCAUAAAUCAGAGAGAAAGGGAAAUGUUUAGGUAGGAGAGAAGGCCUUGCUCUCAGCUUCUACCCCUCACUCUGCCUGAAACACCUUGACACCACAGUCGGUUACAGUAGUAGGAGAUAGGAUAAGGCAGGCUGCACUUCUGUGCCCACUUACCUGGGAGUAAGCCCCAUUGAACUCAAUACAAUUUACUUCUGACUAGGUAGAGUUGCACUGUUCAACUGUGACAUGUGCAGGCCUUUGUACUCAGAAAUAAGUCCUGCUGAGCUCAGUGAAGCUUAUCUCCAGGUAUGUGUGUGCAGGAUGCAGUUGUAAAAUGUUGAUAUAAGAGGAAGCAAACUUUUGAGUUCUGCAGGGCACUUCAUCAGGCGGAAUAAUUAUAGUCUAAGACUUUGAAGUCUUUCUGCCCCAUAUUUCUGGACAAGCUUAACGACAGCAUAUUAUUAUACCAGAAGGUUAAAAGCAAAACAGUGAACUAAAACUUUGAAAAAGAGUACUGAAAAGUAAGUUACAGAACGUACUGAGAAGAUCUACAAGCCUGGUGUACCACUUUUCAAUGUGAGGCUAGUAGAAUUAAGGAAAAGGGUGGAAAUACAUUGUUAUAAGGGAUUUGGGGUGCAUGGGGGAGGUUGGCUGGAUGCUAAAGAGGGCUUUUGAAUCUAGAAAUAUGAGAGGGACUAUUUAAUUUUUAAGACGGGUUUCCUAGGGAUUCUCUGUAACAUGAUUAGACUAUAGGAGGGCUAGUUUACAUUAAGAAUUGGGGUGGUGGGGUGAUAGUUGAUCUCAGUGAUCCCUCUUGAUCUAUUUUGUCUCCUAUAGGUAGUUUAUAUUGCAUGCUCCUAUGCCACAGUGUGGAUGAUCUAUAGCAAAUUCAAAGCCAGCUAUGAUGGCAACCAUGACACCUUCCGAGUGGAGUUCCUGGUCGUUCCCACAGCAGUGUUAGCUUUCCUAGUGAAUCAUGAUUUCACUCCGCUAGAGGUAAUUUAAUGUAUAGGUUGGUCUUGUUUUGCACUAAGAUCCAAGCCCCCAAACGGCUGUCUCAUAAAGCAGGGGAAGGCAAUCUUUUUGGCUCCACGCAUGUAGGGGUUGGUAGGAGCCACAUGCCAGCAAAUGUAGCAAGAUUCAGUCCCGCCUGUCCACAUAGUAACGCAUCCAUACAGCAGUGUCCAGUUGCGUGUGCGCAAAUGCACAAACCCAUGGAGAUGAAAGGUAUGCAGGGGUGUCCUUCCCUGUGCAUUUUACCCCCCCCCCCAGCGUAAUUGAGCCUCUCAGUCAGAAGUUUGGAAGGCAGGGGGUUUAAAAUGCAGAGAAAGGCAUGUGGAGGUGACCAUCCCGGUGCUGCUUUCUCUCCAUUAGGAUGGCUGCGUCUGAAGCCCUUCACCCUAUGUAACCAAAUUCACUCUAGUCUAGGCUUGCCAUAUGUCCUGAAAAUUCCUGAUGUCAUGGUUUUGGGGUGUAAAAUGGCGUAAGGGGGAAAUUUUGCUGAAUUGGAUGUAUGACAAUGUGAUGGGGAAAGCUGCAGAAACAGCACCAAAAUCACUGUUUUUGGGUGAGGUUUCCUAAAAAAAGGAAAGCUCAACAAUUUUUAAUUUUAAUCUAGUCUAUCCCCCACUUCUUGGGUGACCAACUGAGCAGUGGGGGAAAGUGCAGUGUUUCCUGGAGCAAAGCUACCCAGGGAGCAGUCAGGGACACCAACUUCUGGCAUCAUUAAGUGUUCUGGCCAAGGGGCACCUAUGUCAUGGGUUAUGUGCUGGCAUUGACUUCUUACACUUUGUCUUAUUUUGCCUCUGUACUAAUUAUCUAUAUAUUUGUUUUCUCUUUUUAGGAUUAUAGGAUUGGGCUUAGUUUUGUUUUCUAAAGCAACAAACUGCACUUGUGUGCUUAGGCACAGACAAAUAAACCUGAAGUUCAUUAUUCAAAAUUUGUUCCAGUGAGGGGUGGAUGGCAUUCAAAUGGGAUUGUGAUGUAGCUGAGACUAUAUGCUGCUCUGCCAAAAAAGAAAUGCAGUUUGUUAAAAAAAGGAAAACAUUUCCUAUAAUUGGAAGGGCAGAGGGACAGAAUGGCUAGGACUAGAAUAUUUGUCCUCCAAAUGUUGAUGGAUUACAGUUCCCAUCAUUCCUGACCAUUGGCCAUGAUGGCUGGGACUGAUGGGAGUUGGAGUCCAAUGACAUCUGGUCUCUAUUUCUGAAUUAGGGAGUGGUUUGUAUCUCUUGAGUGAGGUACAAGGUUUUGCACACAACACCCAAAGCAAAUGCUAGUUCCGGGCAAUCUAAUGCAGGCUGCAUCUACUCGUUGCAGUAUUUCCAGUGGCUAAUGAUGUAAAAAUGAGUUGGGGCAGAUAUACCCUUAAUUUCUGUCCUGAAUCUUGCUGUUUAAUAGUAGAAAGUCCAAAUAAUUCACUUCUCAGCAUCUAGAAUUCUCAAUUUUCCCUUCUUAAAAUCCUCAAGCUAAUGUUGAGAUGGCAGCACAACUUUGAGGUUAUUAUGGACUGGCCCAGAGCUGUGCUUCAUUGUCAGUAAUAUGUAAAUUACAAUCAUAUUGUAUCUUUCUUGGAUGCCUCCAGAUUCUCUGGACUUUCUCCAUCUAUCUGGAGUCGGUGGCUAUCUUGCCACAGCUCUUCAUGGUCAGUAAGACAGGUGAGGCCGAGACCAUCACAAGUCACUAUCUCUUCGCCUUGGGUGUCUACCGUGCCCUCUACUUGUUCAACUGGAUUUGGCGUUACCAGUUUGAGGGCUUCUUCGACCUCAUUGCCAUUGUGGCUGGCUUGGUGCAAACCAUACUCUACUGCGAUUUCUUCUACCUCUACAUUACAAAAGGUAUUUUGGAAAUAAUGGGUGGAAACUAAUUUCUUUAUGUGAUCAUGUGUAUAUACGAUAAAAUGGGAGGCUAGGAUUCAAGGCUUCUAGAGUGGAGUGGAAUUAACACAGUGAGUUGGGAGUCUAUCUCAAGAAGACACAUAUUUUAUCUUGAAUGAGCAGUGCUGCUGUCUAAAAUAUCACUAGAGGGUGCUGUACAGCUAGUAUCAGGCCUCCACCUCUGUAGCUUGGAAAGACUUAUUGACACUAUACUUAUUGUAAAUAGGCAACAAAUUAAUUAGCUUCUUAGUUCUUUCUCCUUGUGACUGGGAAGAGAUGAUACAGAUAAAUAUUUCCCACAUGAAGAAGUAUAAAUGCUAGGAACUUAUCCAUAUACAGUACUGUGAGCACAUCUGGUCCAGCUCUGCCAAGUGAAUUGACCUACCAGGCAUCUGGUUGUCAGUUAUUUAGUUUACUGUGGUAUUUUUACUUAUGUGUGCCUGUUGGGUUUUCUGUCUCAAGAACUAAAAUGACUUGGAAUAUCUCUUGUAGGAUGUUGAAAACUUAGGCAUUUGUUGCUUUUUAAAGAUAAUGAUAGGGUAUAUUUGGGCUGAGUGUAUGUGUACACACAUUUGCACACCAAAUAUUGCAGUGUGGAGUGGUCCUGUUCCCUUCAUGUACAUCAUAUUGUGGUCAUUGAGCACAUGCUUAGGGCUGUUAUGGAUUCCCUUCCUGAAAUAUUUUUUUCCUGCUUCUGCAAAUCUCACGGGUUCCCAGCCUGCUACCUCCCUCUGAUCUGCAGCGUCUCCAUGGAUUUUUGGCUGAAGACAGGAGAUUGUAUAUCCAUCACAUUACGUAAAUUGGUUUUGAUUGUAUUAUUAUUGCUUCUUCUUACGUUGUGUUUUAUUGUAUUACAAAUUGCAUUACUACAACAGACAGUGGAGCAGGGCAAUUGAUUGGAUGGGGGCUGCAGACUUUCUGACUCUACGUCUGGCUAAUUUUAGCCUCCCAUCUACCACCUCUCGUCACACUGUAGUUUGCGGUGCUCUGUGUUCAAGCAAACUGCAGCAUGACGACACUUGCAUUUUUAUUAUAUGUAUAUAAUGAGCAGAAUUUUCAGAUGUGACCAUGCAUUUUAUAGUGCUACUUUAAUUUCAAGGCUAUAAUUACUAUUUCUGGUUGAUGCACCUUUUUUUUUCAGAGGUUGCUGAAAAUGUAUUUUUCCCUUACCAGAGGUUGUUAUAUUUUUGUACUUUCAACAGCUCUACAGCUAUAGCAAGACAAAAUUCUCAUACAUUAUUUUUUCUCUUUUUUUUCUUCAGUUCUAAAAGGCAAGAAGUUGAGUUUGCCGGCAUAGUUCACACUGAGCCCAUGACAAAGAUACUUUGGCCGAGAAGGAUGAGGGGAAUCCUUCACAGGAAGUUAAAAACAAAGUUUCUGGGGUUUUUUCUUUUUUUUAUUCUUACCAACGAAGUUAAGUCACCUGUUGAUCUCUUCUUGCACCCUGAACUUUUACCUGAGUGUGAUUCGGGUCAAAACAAUGGAUUGUCCUUCUGCUCAAGAGACUGAUAUAGAAGGGGUGAGGUGGGCAACAGCUUGGACUCCAAGCUUAUAAUGACUACUGCUGGUGAUAUAUAGGUGGUAGGUUUCUCAAGGGCCCUUUUUAUCAUUGACCUCACUUUCUAUACUCCUGACUCUAUUUUGAUAAUGAACUGCCACAGCUAGGAAAUAUUUUUAAAACAACAACUACAACAACAACAACAACAACUGGACAUCUCCCUCCUCUCACAUUGUGCUCAUGUUUUGGGCUUUGGGUUGACCACAGCUAUGAAGAAAUCUGAGUGCCGUGGGUCUAUCCAGAUAAACAGGAGCACUUACAAAUUUAAUCUAUUUUCUUUAGAUACUGAUUAUUUUUCUCUAUUUUUAAAAAAUAUUGCUGGCAAGAAAAGACCACCCUAAUACAUUCUUACACUUGCUUCAUUUUGAAUAUUAUUUGAUGGUUAAUUCCUCAUCUACUUUAAAUAAAACAAGCAACCAUCAUCCCAAUUAAUUAGUGCCUUUGUGGGAGGGAUGGGAAUUUAAAUAAAAAGAAAUCUGUUUUGUUGCCUGUUUGUAUUGAAAUCUUUGUGUUUCCCAUUCCUGUACAUUCAUCCUCAUUUCCCAUACUAUUCUCCUGUACAGUAUUGCUGCUUUCUGUUAAAACAGAGGCUGCUUUCCCCCAUCUCUUGAAGCUCUCUCUAUUCAUUGGCUUAUAUCAAACUAAGUUUUACCAGAAUAGAUUCAUUGAAAUUAAUGGAAAUGACUAACUUUGAUCAGUUAAUUUCAGUGUGCCUACUCUGAAUAAAGUUUAGUUGGAUAUAACCUACUGAGUUUAGUGGGGCUUUCUAAGUUAGCAGGCAUACAAUUGUAGCCUUAAUAUUUGUUAUGAUAAAACACAUUUUCUGUAGUUGCCACUUUUCUCUGGUUCUCAAAGACACUGCUGUCUCAGCAAAAUUACUUUUUAUCUUAGCCAAUCAAAAUGUCAUGUGUCUCCACAUGACACUAAAAGGGGCCUUUGAGCCUCUCUAGUGCUAUUCUGGCCAGAUGUAAAUGUUAAUGUGAGAUGGAAUAUGGAAGAUAAAUUGAAAGCAUGUUCUAAUCAAUUUAAGCUCUCAGUUUGCCUUGUAGACCGAUUUACAGUGUGCUGAUGCAAAAGUAAAUCUUGCCAAGUCCAGUGGGGCUUACUCCCAUGUAUUAAUAUGUAAAGAUUAGCGUCUUAAGCAAAAAUGCUAUAAAUCUCAUGUAUGAAAACAGGUUGGAAAAUGAUUAGAAUUACUGGCUUGCAAGUAAUGGUAUGAGAAGUUUUCUACUUUAUUGGAAAUGCUAUGCGAACAUGUCAUGCAUGUUGCUUGGAGGGAGCUCUUCUAUCUCUGCAGAUGAGGACAUGCACCCACAUGCAGAUGGAUUUUUACAUAUGGAUGAUUUCUCUUCUUGACUUGAGAUAUAUGAAAAAUUGCAUUCAUGCUGCAAUCCUAUGCAUACUUUACUGGAAGUAAGUCUUAUUGAACUCAGUUGGAAUUAUUUCUGAGCAGACAUUCGCAGGAGUAAGAUGGCAUUUCCCCUUAAACUUCUUUCAGCAUCAAAGGCAGAAAACUAUUUCAAAUAGAAGUAAAGCCUAAGAGUUGCCAUAGUUUGAGUGACUAGUCAUAGGGCAAUGACUAGUAAUGUUUUAAGUUCUAUACCUUUAAUAUGAUUAUCCAGUAGCAGUCAUUAGGUUUCUGUUUUGGUUAUCAUAAAUAGCCAGUUGUUUUCCAGAUAUUUGUGAUAUUUAAGGAGCUGUUGCUUGCUACAGAAAGCUAGUAGCUACUUGAAACAUUCAGUAGUCGUUACUAGGUAAAUUUGAGUCUGUGGCAGCAUACACAUAUAAGCUAAUCAUUUAUAUCUUUCACAGAAUCACAGAGAAACUUUACUGGAUUAGGUUCUAUACUGAUACAGCCUUCAGUGGCUAGCAUCUAUUUGAUUACAGUAGCUAGCAAAAGUGCAACAAUGGCUAUGGAGAUGACAGCUUCAGGAUGUAUCUGUCUAAAGCCUGGUUCAGGCUUAAAAUUGUUCACACAAGUCCAUAUAUUAACAUUCACAAGGCUUAAACAAGUAGCGUUGAACCAGUACAAUGGGGAAAGGACUGUAUCUGAAGUGCUGCACACCAGCUGGGUGGCAGAGGGCAAAUGUCACUCCAGUGCUUUCAUUAUUUCCUUGAUUUCUUAAAGCUGGGACUGGCAGCCAGAAUAGCUGCAUUUUGUUAUAUCCAGUUGAGAAAAAAAUGUGUGGCAGUUGCACAUGCAGAUUGUCUCCAUUUUUUGUUCUCUUCCCUAGUUGUAAUAUCUUUGGUUUUUUAUGACUGGAAAACAACACAUGUGCACAGCUGCCAUAGUAGUGCAGUUCAUAUAGAAACAGCAGUGUGGAACUAUUCUUACAGUUAAUCCUGGCUUUAAAGGGCUAAAAUUAGCAGCUAGUGCUGCAGAAGCUGGGCAAGCCUAGACAAUGGGAAUGGUGAGUGGGUGAGCACCCAUUUCUUUUGUGAAGCUGUGGCCCCAUGUUCUUAUUGUGCUUAGGAGGUGGUUGGUCUCCCUAUUUUUCAUGGUGCUCAACUUUAGCGGAAACAGAUUUACACAUAUGAAAUAAAUGUUCAUGUUUGGCAAUAA
Molecule: messenger RNA, 9568 nt
Organism: Podarcis lilfordi (Lilford's wall lizard)
Lineage: Eukaryota; Metazoa; Chordata; Lepidosauria; Squamata; Lacertidae
Source: the annotation of a GenBank genome assembly